Liolophura sinensis is the source of this 4277-nucleotide messenger RNA. RefSeq names its product polypeptide N-acetylgalactosaminyltransferase-like. The record is from RefSeq and is a predicted model, not a curated record. Gene Ontology annotation, biological process: protein O-linked glycosylation. Gene Ontology annotation, molecular function: polypeptide N-acetylgalactosaminyltransferase activity. Gene Ontology annotation, cellular component: Golgi apparatus. NCBI's taxonomy places the organism in Eukaryota, Metazoa, Mollusca, Polyplacophora, Chitonida, Chitonidae.
AUGAGGACAGGGAGGGUAACAUGCGCCGUAAAACACGCUAUCUUGUGAUCUUCGCUGCUCUCUGGCUUGUCGGAGUGGUUUACUAUGUGUACAGAUCUAAAGGAUCCCAGUCAGACACCUUCCUGAAAAUUAAAGAAAUACCUGAGCCACAAUGGCCUCAAGACACCCAGCUGAAGUUUGUUGGGCGUUCCAGAGAUGAUCCUGAGCCGGGGCAGGUGGGGUUGGGUGCAGUGGUUGGGGUGGAGCUGGAAAGUCAGGGAGACGCAGUACAGGAUGAGCAGGGGCAAGAGGAGGUGCCUGACCCCGCCCUCCAGGGUGUCCCCUGGGAGGAGUUUAACGAGAAGGCCUACCUGAGCAAAAAGGCACUGAAACCAGGAGAGGAUAAAUAUAUACGCAACAAGUUCAACCAAGAGGCUAGUGAUGCUCAGAAAUCCAACCGACAUGUUCCUGACACAAGAAAUAAGUUAUGUAAAAACAAAGAAUGGCCUAAUGACUUACCUGCUACAAGUGUUAUCAUUACCUUCCAUAACGAGGCUCGAUCCACACUCCUGCGUACCAUCAUCAGUGUUUUCCAAAGAAGCCCGGCUCACAUGGUAAAGGAAAUUAUCCUUGUUGAUGACUUCAGUGAAGAUCCUACUGAUGGUGAAGAACUUACAAUGAUGGCGAAAGUCAGGUUGAUACGAAAUAACCAAAGAGAAGGAUUGAUACGGUCCCGAGUGAAGGGAGCUGACAGUGCUACAGCCAAAAUCCUGACAUUUUUAGACAGCCAUUGUGAGUGUAAUGAGCACUGGCUGGAGCCCUUGUUAGAACGAGUGGCUGAGGACAGAACCAGAGUGGUCAGUCCCAUUAUAGACGUCAUAAAUAUGGAUAAUUUCAUGUAUGUUGGAGCAUCGGCUGAUCUAAGGGGAGGAUUUGAAUGGAAUUUGGUGUUUAAGUGGGACUAUAUGACAACAGAGGAGAGGAAUAAAAGAUCAGACAAUCCUAUAGCUCCUAUCAGGACACCGAUGAUUGCCGGAGGGCUGUUCAUGAUUGACAAGUCCUGGUUUGAGGAGCUGGGGAAAUAUGACAUGGACAUGGAUGUGUGGGGAGGGGAAAACCUGGAGAUAUCGUUCCGGGUGUGGCAGUGUCAUGGGAGCCUGGAGAUCAUGCCCUGCAGCCGUGUUGGGCACGUCUUCCGUAAACAGCAUCCUUAUACCUUCCCUGGAGGCAGUGGCAAUGUUUUUGCAAAAAAUACUCGAAGAGCUGCAGUGUGGAUGGAUGAUUACAAGGAGUUCUAUUUCUCUGCCGUGCCGUCUGCAAGAUAUGUGCACUUUGGGAAUAUUGACGAGCGCUUAGCACUCAGGAAAAGCUUGGAGUGUAAACCAUUCAAAUGGUUUUUGGACAAUGUUUAUCCAGAGUUGAAAAUUCCCAGCAAGGAGGAUGUAGCAUUCGGGAUGAUUCAGCAAGGCAGCAUGUGUGUGGACACGCUCGGCAACUUUGCUGAUGGCAAUGUGGGAAUAUACCAGUGUCACAACUCUGGGGGAAAUCAGGAAUUCUCUUUCACCAAAGAUGGACACAUCCGCCACUUAGAUCUUUGUGUUAGUUUGACAGACACUGAACCAGGAAGCCCUGUAAAACUGUUUUUGUGUUCGUCAGGCAGUCACAUGCAGAAGUGGGUUCGUAUUAAAGGCAAUUCUAUGUUCAAGCACAAAACCAGCAAUCUGUGUCUUGAUGGAUCCGAGAACACAAACAUUGGUCUAGUGGUGAAGACCUGUGACUACAAAGCGGAGACGCAGAAGUGGAAGUUUUCUGUCAGCAAACUGCACAGGUUAUAAUGAUCAUUUUGAAUGAUAAGACAAAAGGAAUAAGUAGAUUGAUGCCUUGAGUUUUGUCACCAUGGUGACAGAUACGUGUACAGUUUAUUCACGGAGAUGGGUAUGCCAAAAUUUGUUCCCCAACUUUUUUUAUUGGAUGAGAGGUUUUCAUGGGGGCAAAUUUUGGGGUUUAUUUUGUUGAAUAUGUGUCAUGUGGUUUGUGCAAAUAGAUAUAAACACUGCAAUAGUGAACAGUCCCAACCUCCACACAGGAUUACUUCCCCUUGCUGUACAUAUUCAUACAUCUGCCUGUGUGUGUGUAUGUGAAGGAGUGGUGAAAAAAAUUACAUACACGUAUGUUUAAAAUGCCAAAAUAUUUUACAUUUGUAUCUUUUUGAUUAAAAAUUAAACUUCGCUGGGGUGACAGAUGCAGUUGCCAAACAGCUAACAAAUGUUCCAUAUUGUAACGGAGGCAAGUUUUACAUGAACACUUCAUACAGUAUUAUUACACUUUCAGGGCCCUUUUCCCCAAAACUUUGUAGAUCUGUUUUUCAUAACUUUUCUUAUAAAUCAGGUUGCCUUAUGGUGCUAUAACCUAGACAUUUUAUGGAAAAAGUUACAGGAAAUGUGACUCACAAAGUUUUGUGGUAGUGUACCCUGGAUAUAGCACAGAUUCUAUUGUUGAAGGUUUCAAACCCACCCAACUGAUUGUCACAUUUAUGGUCUAGAUAGCUUGACAUUAAACCCAGAGUGGUUUGGAUCUUUAAAAAAUAGUGUUGACCUGAAAGACGGACAGUAAAAAAAAAAAUUCCAUCUAAAGCUAUCAAAACCUUUUCUUGGAGGGUUGAUAAAGUGAUGCGAAACCUGAAAACAAAUUUAUUUUUAUUGGUGGCCUUGGCCCAAUUUCUCAAAAAUAAGAACCUGUAGUAUUUACAGAAAGUGUAAUCCUCAACAGUGAUCAUACAUUUUAUACUUUAACCACUGUUAAAAUGUCACCCACCAAUAUAAAGUGUUAGAGUGGUCUUUAUCUCUCAGUUUAGAAUUAGAAUGGAAAUGAAAGAUGAAUAUUACAAUUGGAUACAUGCAUUUCCAACCUGGGAGAGUUGCUCCAUCAUUGACGUCAUAUUUUGGAUGUAAUGGAAGCUCUUGGAAGAUGGCUCAACUCUGAUGCUGUAUAUGUCAUUUAUUAAAGCUGGACAAGACCCAGUGUUCCAUAUGAAAAUGGUCUGAUCAUCAAUUUUUAAAUUUUUGGAAAAAUUAAUACACGGUGUAUAGAGUUUGUUUUUUCAGAUUUUUCCAAAUUGGUUGUCUCUCUUGUUUCCUGUGACGACCUGUAUGUUCAAAGUUGUAUUCUGCUUCAGGGUAGUCACUGGGUGUGAUGUGAAAAGAAUGCAACAGUAGACAUUAAAAUAUAACUUUUUUCAACUCUGAAGAAUCAUCAGGGAAAUUCAUUUUUUUAAUUGCUUAGAAUGUUUAAUUAAUUAAUUAAUUAAAAUCAGUUUUUAAUGAAAAUAAAAUUUAAAUUUCAGUCCUAAUUAAAGCCAGUCCCUGAUAUUGAAAUAUAUGUGCAAUGCAUCCUGAGUUUGAAAGCAAAAUCAUGUGUUCUUGUGUUCCAUUCAAGAACAUUAUUAAAACAUGAGAAAUGAUGUCAUGUAGUUGGCCAUUUGGAUAGUCUUGACAAUGUACAGAGAGGCACUACCAUUGUUACUUAUUUGAUUUACGUACAAAAUAGGUCAUGUAUUUGUAUAUCUACUUACUGAAUACCAAUAUUUGACAGUUGUUAAAUUCUUAAAUCAUCAGUAUGAUGGUGCUGUUAAAUAUUUGAAGCUUUAAUUGGUCGUUGAUCGUAAUGAGUGCCAUUGUUUUUUUAUCCGUGAUAGAUAGUAAGAUGAUCACUAAUUGUUUGGUUACUAUAUUCAUAAAUAAUUGUCUUUUAUAUCACACUUUGUACAAUGGAGUGUGUUUUAUGUACAUGUGUUUACAAAUGUUAUUGUUGUCAUGGUAAGUGAGCAGUGGAAUUUGAUAUUUUUUGUUUUUUUGUUCACAUUAUUCAGUGCAUUCAAAUCAAGUCAUUUUGUACAGGUACACUGUGUGUGAUUGUGACAUUAAGGUUUUGCUCAUAUUACAGUUCUGACUAACAACGCAGCACCUGUCCCACCUGAAGUAAUUCAGGCCAAAGUUGUGUAGUUUAUUGUUCAUAAAACAUCCCGCCUUUUAUGAGGACAAUGUGAUGUAUUACAACAGUUCAGCAGUCAAUCCGGCAUGGGCUCUGUCAUCUUUGUGUUGGAAAAAGCACACUGUUUAUGUACUGAUAUAUCGGCGUGGAAAUUUGUCUGUGUAAAAGGCAAAUCAUGUGCAAACUUGAGGAAGCAACAUUGUUUUUUCUUAUGUACAAGUACACUGAAAAGCGUUCAACCCAGGUUUUAAAAUUGGCACAAAUGGAAUGACAUUAUAUAAAAUAUGGCAAAACUGGUACGUACUACC